AGUCGACCAACGCAUUAUCAUGUGCUGUAUGAUGAAAAUAAAUUCACUGCAGACCAGCUACAGACUUUGACCAAUAACUUGUGCUACACUUAUGCGAGGUGUACUCGAUCUGUCUCAAUAGUUCCUCCUGCCUAUUAUGCACACUUGCUAGCUUUCCGCGCUAGAUACUACAUAAGUGAAGUUGAAAAUUCUGAUUCUGGUUCUGCAAGUGGAAAUAGGAGUGCCACCAACUUUGUGUCGACGCUGCCAUCUAUCUUGGAAAACGUAAAAGAAGUAAUGUUUUACUGUUGA
This is a messenger RNA of Lathyrus oleraceus (garden pea), 291 nucleotides long. Its product is annotated as protein argonaute 5-like. Gene Ontology annotation, molecular function: nucleic acid binding. The transcript is spliced from 3 exons. The annotation marks the transcript as partial. The record is from RefSeq and is a predicted model, not a curated record. Lineage: Eukaryota; Viridiplantae; Streptophyta; Magnoliopsida; Fabales; Fabaceae.